AUGGUGGUCGCUUGUCUGCUCUUCACCAGCAUCUGGGCUGUUGCAUCAGGCUCCGUGCAGGUGAUGCACAGAAAGGUCCAGUCAGUCCAGGCAGGAGAAAACGUUACCUUUUCAUGCCGGUUGGUCACGAAAGAAGAUGUGCUACAGGUGACCUGGCAGAAGGAGACGGACGGAGCUGAAGACAACAUAGCAACUUACAGCACAAUGAAUGGCAAAAAGAUAGCAAAGGGCUACGUUGGCCAUGUGAGCUUUGCCCACAGUGAGUUACAAGCCUCAGCCAUCUCCCUUCGUGCAGUCACUCUCCAAGAUGAAGGAUGCUACAAGUGCAUCUUCAACACUUUCCCCUCUGGGGCUGUCACCGGCAGGAUGUGUCUCAAGGUUUACGUCAUCUCAGACCCCAAAGUGGAAGCUAAGCUUAUAUCCAGUCCAGACAAAGCUGAGGGCUCUGAGAAAGUGGUGGAGAUGAGCUGCUCAGCAACAGGGAAACCAGCUCCAAAAAUCACCUGGCAUCUUCCGAGCAUCCUCCAGCAGAAACCAAAGGAGUACCACAUCAAGCUCGGCAACGAGACUGUGAUUGUCAUCAGCAAUUUCACCCACUCCCACUCCAAAAUCCUCAAGGAGUAUCCCAUCACCUGUGUGAUCCAACACCCCUCUCUAAACAUGACCCUGGUCCUGCCCAUGGACACUGUGGUGCAGGGUUCAGACAUCAGCGUGAUGCCAGCCGUUGCCAUUGCAGUGGGGGUACUGGUCCCCCUAACUUCCCUCCUCCUUCUUGCCUGCCUCCUCCAUCGCUGCCUAAGACACCUACAUGACCCAGAAAGAAACCCAGCCUGGCGAUGCUGGGUGCCAUGCCUCUAG
Molecule: messenger RNA, 858 nt
Organism: Pterocles gutturalis (yellow-throated sandgrouse)
Lineage: Eukaryota; Metazoa; Chordata; Aves; Pterocliformes; Pteroclidae
Product: OX-2 membrane glycoprotein-like
Exons: 5
Coding region: 1-858 (285 amino acids)
Biological process (GO): regulation of immune response; negative regulation of macrophage activation
Molecular function (GO): cell-cell adhesion mediator activity
Source: RefSeq, a predicted model, not a curated record